Molecule: messenger RNA, 622 nt
Organism: Tripterygium wilfordii
Lineage: Eukaryota; Viridiplantae; Streptophyta; Magnoliopsida; Celastrales; Celastraceae
Product: heavy metal-associated isoprenylated plant protein 39
Exons: 3
Coding region: 115-432 (105 amino acids)
Molecular function (GO): metal ion binding
Source: RefSeq, a predicted model, not a curated record
CUAAUACACAUUACGCAUUCACACCAAAACAGCCCAAACUCAGAACCUCACCUCUCACAUUCCUUUGGAAAAACUAAAAAGAAAAACACUUCCAAAUCCUCAGUAUCAGAAGAUAUGGCACAGAAAGUAGUGUUGAAGGUCUUGACCAUGACUGAUGACAAGACAAAGCAGAAAGCUAUAGAGGCUGCUGCUGAUAUAUACGGAGUUGAUGCAAUUGCAGCGGAUCUGAAAGAGCAGAAGCUAACAGUGAUAGGAAGCAUGGACGCAGUUGCUGUAGUGAAAAAGUUGAAGAAGGUAGGUAAAGUGGACAUUGUAUCCGUUGGACCAGCCAAGGAAGAGAAGAAAGAAGAAAAGAAAGAAGAGAAGAAAGAAGAGAAGAAGGAAGAGAAGAAGGAAGAAAAGAAAGAGGAAAAGAAAGAAGACAAGAAAUAAGCCUAGAAUUACCAUUUUCAUGUUUCCAUUCAAUCCUCUAUUUUCUCUAAGAAAAGUUUCACUCACCCAGAGAUGUAAUUAAAGGAUGUUCUUAUUUUGGCUUGUUUUGUGAUAAAAAUGGCCUGGUUUUGUCUUGUUAAGAGACAGUUUAGACCUACCUUUUUAUUAGCCUCCUCUUGUUAUUGGUUUA